GUUUUCGGAGGCAGAAGGAGAAGCAUGGGGUGGCGGCUGCCCGUCUUGCUGGCGUUCCUCCUGGCGGGGCCAGCGCUAGGGAACGAGGGCGCAGCUGCUGGGACUUGUGGCUCCUGCCAGAAACACGCCAAAAAGCAGGGGAAAUUAAGCAAAUACCCUGGGCGGAUGAAAAACUGGGAAACCUGCAUGGACUUAGUCAAGUUCACGUUCCCCCAAGGAGACUGUUACCUGGGCUUAAAGAGCAGCGACUGGGUCCAAGCGCUGAUGAAAGAAUUCCCUGAAAAAGAAAAGGGUGUUGUGAUGCUGAGCCCAAGUCCUGCGCCUCCCAAGCUGGCCCUCACCUCUGCACCCAAGCCCUCCACCUCCCAAGCCCCCCUCUCAGCUCAGUCCCCCACGGUCUCGCUGGGGGUCCUUGAUGAGACCUCAGUGGGGGUCCUCGACGAGACCCCUGCCAUGCAUCCAGCUCCAGAGGUCCCCAAGGAUGCAACACAGCCCCCCAUGUCAACCAGAAGUGCUGCGCCCCUCGGCCACGAUCCCCGGGCAGCCGGGCCCGCUAGCCAGGCCCCCCAGACGGCAGAAAGGGGGGUCUCACCAGCAGUCGUGCUUUCUUUGCUGGCUGUCACCCUGGUUGCCGUGGCCAUUGCCACCAUCGUGGUGUGCCGCAGGAGACACCGGCAGCGGCGGGCAACCCUCGCUCCUCUCAGAGACCCAGAGGAGCAAAUACACCUGCCGCAUCAUCGUGAGGAGACCUGAAGGCAGCCUGGCGGCCGCUGGAGUAAGCAAAAAGCGGAUUUUGCCAGAAUUUCCAGCAAGUCUGCUGCAUCACUUUGUUCCAAGAGUUGCGGGGGGCCAUGAAAGGACUUUGAGCCAAGGGGGGAGAGUGGGAAAUGUAGAUACUGGAAUCCCGUUGUGUGCAAAAGGUGUCCCUUGAAAAUCUCUCUCUUGUUCUUAAAAGGCUUUUUGGGGGGGUGUCUGGCAGCCAAACCCCCAAAGCUGCCCCCCAUUUGCACUUUACCCCGUGUGACUUUCCCUCUGCCCCCUUAUUUUUGUACAGAAGCAUAGAAACUGUAGAGUUGGGAGGGACCCUGGGGGUCAUCUAGUCCAACCCCCUGCAAUUCAAGAAUCUUCACUACAGUAUCCAUGACAGAUGUCCACCUAACCUCUGGCUAAAAGCCUCCGAGGAGGGAGUGUCCACCAUCUCCUGAGGGAGACCAUUUCUCUGUUGAACAGCUCUUGCUGUCAGAAAGUUCUUCCUGAGGUUUAGUGGGACUCUCCUUUCUUGCAACUUGAAGCCAUGAGUUCGAGUCCUACCCUCCAGAGCAGGAGAAAGCCAGCUUGCUCCACCUUCCAUGUCUCCUCUCAGCCUCGACCUUCCGAGGGCCAGAAGACCAAAUGAUAUGUCAUAAGAAUAUGUAAAUAGAAAUGGUUAAAAAAAUAAAUAAUUUUGCACAAA
Messenger RNA from Podarcis raffonei (Aeolian wall lizard), 1453 nucleotides. RefSeq names its product C-X-C motif chemokine 16-like. Bases 25 to 753 code for a protein of 242 amino acids. The record is from RefSeq and is a predicted model, not a curated record. Gene Ontology annotation, biological process: positive regulation of cell growth; T cell chemotaxis; response to tumor necrosis factor. Gene Ontology annotation, molecular function: scavenger receptor activity; low-density lipoprotein particle receptor activity; chemokine activity. NCBI's taxonomy places the organism in Eukaryota, Metazoa, Chordata, Lepidosauria, Squamata, Lacertidae. The transcript is spliced from 6 exons.